Molecule: messenger RNA, 1764 nt
Organism: Fusarium oxysporum Fo47
Lineage: Eukaryota; Fungi; Ascomycota; Sordariomycetes; Hypocreales; Nectriaceae
Exons: 3
Coding region: 1-1764 (587 amino acids)
Source: RefSeq, a predicted model, not a curated record
AUGUCCAGACAUGGGCCAGUACCGGUGGCAGCUUUCGAAAGCGGGCCCAUUCCCUUCUGGUCUGAGGCGUUCCUCAUGGUCGACUGCCCCUACCUCCACUUGAUUGAGCCUGGGUGGCCGCCGUUGACCAAGUUGACCCAGUCCCCUUCAGAUUCUAGUCUCUUCAACUUCGCCGUCGAGAAUAUCGCUCUCUGCCCAAAGUGCGGUUCGCGAAUCCAUACCGUCCGCAGGCUACCACUAUCACUCGAUUCGAGGAGCGGGCAACCGACCCCCCCAGAACUUCCUCAUCCUCACAUUCCCGAGCUCCCUGCCGAAGUCCCAUUCGGUACUCACUCGAGGCUUUCUCCCUCGCGCUCUUCUCCAGGCGCCAAAACGGCCAGACUAUCCCCCGGCUCGUUUGACCUGAGAUCCGAGUCUGAGCCGCCGAUACCACCUCAUACCUCGAGACAGGUUCUGACGCCACAACCAGAAUCCUCGCUGCCUAUUCCCGUCGACCCGACCAUAGCAAACUACGCGCCGUGUUAUGUCCGUCGACCCGACAAUGAUGUGCCUCUCUCAUCCGACCGCGAUUUCAACAGUUCUGCUGUACAGGUCUCGCCAAGAUCGCAUCGAUGGUCGUUUCUUACACGAUUCAAAAGACCGAAGCCUGACGCCGCGUCGUCAAUCCUCUCGAUGGGCAACAGCGGUGAUAUCAGAUAUCUUUCCUUUUGCUUCUCCUCCGACGGGGUAUCUAUCCUCCUCUGGGAAAAAAACAGCCUCGUCAUAGCUCGUCUCAAUGCCCAAGGCGACAGCGGAAGGCUCAUUGACCUCAUCCCCAUUCUCCGCCAGGGAGAAGGCGGACAAGCAAUCCCCGGAAGCACGCUCUUUGUGGCCGAGGGUUGCGGAAUGAUAGCUGCCAUCGUAUCGCAGGGCGCCACGGGCAAGUUUCUAGUCGUAUUGGACCAUUUAGGGCUGGCUGAGAGAUCGGCAGUGCUGCCACUUCAGGACAUGACGCCGCUGUGCUUGGCAAUUUCUCGUUGCAACUCGUUUGUUGCUGUUGGCCUCGCAGCACGGGUUCUGCUUGUUCGCCUGACGGAGCACAAGGUGGACUUCGACUGGGCCGUCACCAUCUCGAUUCGCGGACCCAGCUCUUUUGAUGGCAUGACUGUUGCGUCGGAAACCUGUAAUUUCACGGCCGAUGGGAGAUAUCUUAUAGUUGCGACUCAAAUGAGGGACAAGCAUCAGUCGAGCGAGGAUGGCAGUAUUCACACGGCCCUUUGGACUUGCGAAAGAGAGGCGAAGGGUCCGUUCCGGCUACCCUGUUGCAAAAUGCCAAACGAUGACCAAGGUCUCACCUCAAUCCAAUUCCACCACGGCCUCCAAGUCGCCGCGAUAACGGGCCUAAGAUCGGCGCGAUACCCCCUGUUCCUCUCCCUCGACCCCCAGCAACCCGUCACCAUACCGGCCCAAGUCACAGAUUUCCGGAUACGGUGUUCAUGCAUGGCCCCUCCCCCGCAAGAUCACCUCAUGUACUUCCUCGACGCUAGCAACCGCGUUUGCGAAGCAGACCUGCACCAUCGUCAUGUCGAACUCGUUGCGGAUAUCACCACGUACAGAGGAUCCUUGCGUUCGCACGAUGAGCCGGCCGCUAUAGCAGUUGGGCCGGGCGGCAUUGUGGAGGUGUUUUGGCGCCAGGGGCCGGGGUUGUGGAGAUUGCAAUUCAGGCCUGGCGAGGAGGCUAUUUUAAUAGAUAAUUUAAGGAGGCGCUGGGAUGAGACGAUUUAA